AUGGAGCAACCAUCGAUCCAGUAUGCUGAGCUUCCCAAGUUUGAGUACCAUCAGACACCCGAGCGUCACUACCAGACCUUCGACCGUCAAACCAUGCAAUUUCAUUAUUAUUCUGUUGCUGCUACCUCGUCCAAUGAUGGUCUGACGCCCCCCAAGGAUCAGGAAAACAACAAUAGUAGCCCCGUCGAAGGCCAACCGUCCGACAGUCCCCAGGAAGAAGAAUCUGUUAGCUCCACUACUGAUAGCUCAGCAACCCCGGAGUCUGGAGAGACGUCUGAAACAAGCACACCACCAUCCGAGCCCGCUGAACCUGCUGAACCUGCUGCUGCUGCCAACGAUACCGACGCGGCAUCCAAAGAGGAAAGUGAAGCACCUGCUCCGGCGCCAGAUGUCUCUGCAACGGAUGAAGCCGAUAGCACACCAGCAGGUGAAGACGCCAGUCCGGCAGAAGAUGUACCCAAAGAUAUAGAGCCAGAGCCCGCCGCCGAAGCCCCCGCAGAAACUGCCGCCGAAUCCGCAGCCUCAGAUGCAGCCGACAGUCCACCAGCACCCGCAGAAGGGUCCGUUGAGCCUUCCCCAACUUCUGAGGAAGACUUCCCUGACUGCGAUCCCUCUGCCGAAGAAGGCAAAGUCGAGGCCGAAAAGCAAGCAGCUGAAGCUACCACAGCGGAAGAAUACACACCACCAGCCGGUACAGAACACCUCGUUGAUCUGAACAUUGAGAUUGUUGACUUCGAUGCGACGACUGACCCCUAUAUAGACGGCUCAUCGACAGAAGAGGCCCCAUCCAAUUCGAUUGCUGAUAGUCCCGGUAGCGACGAUGCAGGUACGAACGAUAGCAGUGAGGUGAAUACUGACACCACAGCUGCUACGGAAGCUGAAUCGGAGGAUGGACUGAAGGAGGUUGGGGAGACUCAGCCUGAGGCUGCCCCUGCUGCGGCUGAGGGGGACGGAGCAGCGCCUGCGGUUGAGAACGCUGACACCGCAGCCCCUGAAGCUGAUGCAGUAGGGACUCCGGAGGAGCACGGAGCCGAGCCCGCCAAGGAAGAAGCGCCGGAGGCUGCUGAUAAGGCAAUGGAAGAAUCGCCAGCAGAGACUAAAGAGGAGGGAACAGCAGAUGCGGCGGCUGCCCAAUCUGAGGAAGAAGCGACAAAGGCGGAAGAGCCUGCUCCAACUGAGGCGGUCGCCACCGAAACAAGCGAUCCCGUUCCGGAAGGGACCGAGCCGCCUGCACCAGUCGAAGAAGCUGCGGCAGAGGCGGAUUUAGGGACCCCGGGUCCUGAUGAUGCGCCCAAAGAAACUGCUCCAGGGAACAAUGCUGAGGGAACGAGCGCAGGCGAAGAAAGCCCCAAGGACCCUGCCAUAGAGACUCCAGCCGAUGGGCCUGCUGCAGAAGCGGCAAACGCCACUCACGACGAAGCACCAGCCACACCUGAAGCAGCCCCCGAAGCUACGGAACCGGCAGUCGAUGAAACACCAAGUGCAGAAACAGCAGUCGCAGCGUCAGCAGUCGACACGCCGGCUGCGGAAGCACCUACCGAAGCGGAAGCCGCGGCUGAAGCUUCAGCUGCGGAGACUCCUCAAGAUGAAGCUAAAGAGGAGCCUGCUGUCGAGAAACUCGCUACAGUCGAAGAAGUGACUGGUGAAGAUGCUGCACCCGUGGAAGAUAAGGCUAUAGCAGAAGAGCCAGCAGCAGAAGUUUCUGCCCCUGCUGAAGAGCCUGCCCCUGCUGAAGAGCCUGCCCCUGCUGAAGAGCCUGCCCCUGCUGAAGAGCCUGCUGUUAAGGAGCCCGCUGCUGCUGAAGAAACCGCAGCUGCUGUGGAGCCUGCUGCUGUUGAGGAGCCCGCUGCUGCUGAAGAAACCACAGCUGCUGUGGAGCCUGCUGCUGUUGAGGAGCCCGCUGCUGCUGAAGAAACCACAGCUGCUGAGGAGCCUGCUGCUGUUGAGGAGCCCGCUGCUGCUGAAAAACCCACAGCUGCUGAGGAGCCCGCUGCUGCUGAGGAGCCCGCUGUUGUUGGGGAGCCCGCUACUGCUGAAGAACCCACGGCUGCUGAGGAGCCCGCCGCAGCAGAGGAGGCUGCCGCUGAGGAGACUGCCAGCAAAGAGCUCGCUCUUGCUGGAGAGCCCGCUGCGGAGGAAGCUGCUGCUGAUGAGGCUGCCGGUAAAGAACUCGUUCUUGCUGAAGCUCCUACGGAGGAAGCACCUGCUGCGGAUGAAGCCCUUGCUGACGAAGCUGCUGGUAAAGAACUCAUUCUUGCUCAAGCUCCUGCUACGGAGGCCGCCCCUGCUGCGGAGGACGCCCCUGCUGCGGAGGAAGCCCCUGCUGCGGAGGAAGCCCCUGCUGCGGAGGAAGCCCCUGCUGCGGAGGAAGCCCCUGCUGCGGAAGAAGCCCCUGCUGCGGAGGAAGCCCCUGCUGUAGAGGCCCCUGCUGCUGAAGAACUUCCUUCCGAAGAAACUCCUGUCGAAGAAGCCGCCGCCGCUGAGGAGGUUGCCCCGGAGGAACCACCUGCUGUCGAGGAGGCUGCACCGAAAGAUAGCGCACCUGUCGAUGAACCUAUCGUCGUUGAAGAAGCCGUCGCCGAGGAAGUUAUUGAGGAAGCUGCUGUUGAGGUUGAGGAAGCUAUCGUUGAUGAAGUCGAGGUAGAGGAAGUUGUCGAGGAGGCUGCGCCUGAAGAGAUCGCUGCCGAGGUGCCUGCCUCUGGCGAAGAGCCCGCCGUGGAGGAAGUUAUUCCUGCUGAGGAGCCCGUUGACGAGCCUGCGGUGGGGGAGGAAUCCGCACCUGUUGAGGAGCCUGUCAUUGUAGAAGUCAGUCCUGCAGAAGAUGCAUCUCACGAGCCUCCUCAUGUGGAAGAAUCAGCGAUCGAAGAAGCCGCUUCUGCUGAUAAGCCUAUACCAGACGACGCGGCCGCGCCCACGGAAAGACCUGCGCCUGCGCCUGUUGAGGACUCUGCGCACAUUGAAGAAAGGGCUCCAGUGGAACCCGAUCUAGUCGAACGCUCUCCCUCCGAGCCUGAGCUUGUUGAGCGUUCUCCAGCCGAGAUACCCACCCCUGUCGAGGAGUCUGCUGCCGAUGAGCUCAUAUCAGUUGAACCAAGCGCCGAAAGAGAAAUUUCAGAAGAAGCUAUAGCUUCGGAUCCUCCGGAUGACCUCGACUCUGCAGAUCAUGACAAUAAUGCCCUGGCUGCAGCUGGCGCGGCUGCGGCAGGCGCAGGGCUGGCAGCAGCAGCAGUCCACAAUUCACGAAGAAAGAAGAAGAGAUCCCCUGAAGUAGAUCGUGACCGUGACCGCUCCAAGAGCUCCUCCGAAGGACAUCGAUCAGUGCAGCGACAAAAUAGUCGACGCGGUAGCGGCCUUACAGGCCGCUGGGCAGAAUCAAUGAAAGAGUCCAGACGACAGCAUGAAGAGAAGGCAAAACAGAAAGCACUCCUGGCCGAAAAGGCUGAAAAGGCCGAGAUAGAGCGUCGUACCUAUGAGCGCGAGCGUGCCAGGCGCUCCGAACGCGAACGUCCUGAGCGAGCCGAAAAAUCAGAACGGACCGAACGACAUGAACGAACCGUACGGACCGAACGGCCUGAACGAUCCGAACGUGCUGAGCGAGCUGAAAGGGCUGCAAGAGCCGAAAGGGAGAAGAUUGAGAGGGAGAGGGUUGAGAGAGAGAGGUUCGAGAUGGAGAGAGCCGAGGCAGAGAGGGCUGAGAGAGCCGAGCGUCACGAACGCUUAGAAAGAUCUGAACGGCGUAUGACCGAGCAAGACGGUAGCUCCAGUCGACCGCGACACCGCAGCUCCGCCCACUCCGGAAGCUAUGAGGGCGAGCGGAAGAGCAGCUCCUCUUCGCGUGUCAUCCCGGAAUCCACCACAGCGAAGCCUCGCUUCUUCCUCAAGUAUAUGGCUGAGGGCCACUCGGACAACCGACCGCCUCUGACGGUCAACGCCGCCAAAGCGACAGCCAACGUCUACGACCGCUCGCGACGCCCUUCGACCACCCAUUCGCACAGCCAUCGUUCCUCGCAGGAAGGCAAGAGCACGAGCGAGCGGUCCACCGAAUCUCGCCGCGACGACGAAGAUGAUCGCGCCCGCCGUGAAGCCCGCCGCGCCCGUAAGCUGGCCGAACAGGCCGAGGCCGAGGCGGCGGCGGCAGCGGCAGUGCAAGCCAGAGAAGAGCCCGUUGAACAUCGUCAUCGCCGUAGUGGCGGCGAGCAGCGCGAUAGCACCGAGUCCCGUCAUCGUCACCACCGCCAUCGUCGUGAUCCCACCCCGCCUCCGAGCGGAGCCUCCAAGAUGAAAGGCUUCUUCAAGGCUGCAGUUGCUGCCCAUUGA
This is a messenger RNA of Aspergillus saccharolyticus JOP 1030-1, 4317 nucleotides long. Its product is annotated as PE repeat family protein. The record is from RefSeq and is a predicted model, not a curated record. Lineage: Eukaryota; Fungi; Ascomycota; Eurotiomycetes; Eurotiales; Aspergillaceae. The transcript has 3 exons. Bases 1 to 4317 code for a protein of 1438 amino acids.